Odocoileus virginianus texanus is the source of this 1136-nucleotide messenger RNA. RefSeq names its product N-acetyltransferase 8 (putative) (gene NAT8). The record is from RefSeq and is a predicted model, not a curated record. Lineage: Eukaryota; Metazoa; Chordata; Mammalia; Artiodactyla; Cervidae. Gene Ontology annotation, molecular function: N-acetyltransferase activity.
ACCCGGGCCCCAGAAAUAGAACAGGCCCUGCACAGUCUCUCCUGGAUGCCAGUCGGACGCUGAGGACAGACGCCAGGCCGAGGGAGCCCUGGACACUCCAGGCUCUUGUGAUAGCAGGGCUGCUGGGCAAGCAUAAGGAGACACUUAGCUCUCUCUUGAACUUCGAGAUCCAGACAACCAGAAGUCUUCUAUGGCUCCCUAUCACAUCCGCAAAUACCAGGAAAAUGACCGCAAACGGGUCAUAGAUUUGUUCUCUAUGGCGCAGGCCGAGCACAUUCCUGCCACCUUCCGCCACAUCCUGAAGCUGCCCCAAACCAUUGUGCUCUUGCUUGGGGGACCCCUUGCCGUAAUCCUAGUCUCUGGCUCCUGGGUUCUGGCCUUUGUGGCCAGCCUCGCCCUCCUUGCUGCCCUGAGGUUCCUUGCCAAAUACCCCUGGAAGCAGUUUGUAGCCAUGUCUUUGCGCACAGACAUGUCUGACAUCACUAAAUCUUACCUCAGUGAGCGUGGCUCGGGCUUCUGGGUGGCUGAGUCUAAGGGGCAGGUGGUGGGCAUGGUGGGAGCACUGCCUGUUGAGCAGCCCACCCUGCAGCAGCAGCAGCUGGAGCUGCUUCACCUGUGCGUGGCCCCUGAGCACCGAGGUCACGGGAUAGCAAAAGCCCUGGUCAGGACUGUCCUCACGUUUGCACGAGACCAGGGCUACGGCGAAGUGGUCCUGAUCACCAGCAUGCUGCAGCACUCUGCCCUGGCCCUUUACCAGCGCCUUGGCUUCCAGAAGACGAGACAGUUUUUCUUAUUCAAAAAAUGGAGGCUAAUUUCUCUCUCUCAAAUUCAAUUUACCUACUGCCUCCCCUCUGCUCAGGUCUCUCAGGCACUGGAGCAGGGAGGGGGCCUGUGAUCUGCUUUCUAGCGGAUUAGUCAGGAGGAAUCGGCUCUGCUGCAGAAAGAGGCAGCCCCUGACGUCUCAGUGUGACGGCCGGGUAAAAGCUUAUGGCUUUGCGUAGUGGUGCUGGGGGUGGGGUGGCUCUGCUCCACUCAAGUCUCUUGGGAUUGCUACUGUUUCAUUUAUCUAAUGCCAAGAGGUUGUUGCAUGAAAAACUACCACAAAACAAUAAUAAACCUUUUUCUUUGGCUCAUGA